Molecule: messenger RNA, 2571 nt
Organism: Peronospora belbahrii
Lineage: Eukaryota; Oomycota; Peronosporomycetes; Peronosporales; Peronosporaceae
Source: the annotation of a GenBank genome assembly
AUGCGUUUUAAGGACGUAGGAACGAGUGAAACGUUUCUAAAUGCAGUGGCAUUGACAAAAUCACAGGUUUUAAUCCAAUCGACGACUACGUUGCAUGAGUCUCAAGCGCCCAUUGUAUUAGUUGAUCAAUUAACAGUCGGAAGAGAAGAUAUCGAACCACUUGUGUAUGGAGAUGUCGCAGGAAUUCGACUCAAGAAAUGGCACGGGACAAUGAAGGAACGAGAUGGGUUUUUUACGACAAAUCCGCUUGAGAUUCAAAACCAAUUGAUAAUGGACGCAACGAGUGGCAAUGAAGUGAGAAGAAUUACACUUGUGCAAAGAGAGACGGGCGGGAAGGAAGCAGAUCCGUUUGUUUGUGUAUUGGCAGGAGAAGCAUUGGUAGGAAUGCAAAAGAUGAGCAAGAGACUCGUGGCUGUGAUGUUCCCAGAGACUCAGAUGUGGGUCAUUGCAGAGCUAGAGUUAGUCAAAGUGAAGAAAAACAUGAGGUCAAGUACAAGUGUGAUACUUACUGAGCCGACCACUGCAAGAAAUAGUAGCGACGAAAAACAGACACAGGGAGAACAUGACGAUCUUGUUAAGCGCAUGGCGAGUUUGUCUCGUAUGGGUAGUGAGACGUCAGGGCUGAUGGCAAGUGUGAUAACUAAAACGGACACCCGUUCAUCGAUUGAACAAAGUAGCGAGACUGAUACACCGCUUCAGCGAGUGUCUUCCAACGGGCACCUAUCGGCAGACCCUCCAGCAGGAUACGUUCCUGUGCUUUUAGCGGGGCUUCAACUUCCUGGGGAAAGGCCAGGAUCGUUCCGUAACUUGCGAAACGAAGUGCAGGCAACGAUGCAUUCCGAGACAGCCUUGCCUUCGACAACGUCGCUCGCUGCAAAAGCGAUCGAGCCGCUGAAGCAAACGUCCGCCACAACUCAUGUGGACGCGGAUGGUGGCUCAAAGAUGGCGCCGUUAUCUAACGCAAUAGAGCGUUUAAUGAAAGAGCAGUCGGAUCUAGCUCGGCUUCGUGAUCAGCUGGAAGAAAGCAAGCGCAAGCUGCGAUUCGAAGACACAAGCGCAAGUGAAGAUGCGGUGAGACCUUCACCGUCAUCUAGCGGGGUUCACGGCCACACUGCACACUUUACAGAGUCCAAGCCGGCGGCAGAAAAGCAAGCCGCUUCCUUUGUACCCUCGUCAUAUGCGCUACUGGGCGCAAAUGCAGCGUCAGCUGAGACCACAUCUUCAUAUGCGGCAACAACUAGCCAGUGGACUCCGUCGAAAUUGGAUUUGAUGCCGUCUUCAUUGGUUCGUUCCUUCCAUCCACCUCCAGCUCUUCCUCCAGCUCCAUUCUCGUCGUCAAUCACGACCUUGACAAAUCCAUCGUUUCCGCCUUACUCAUUAACCCCAGGAGUACCAGGGUCAGGAUCGUUGCCUGAUGUUGAAAGCGGUGUUAUUCGUUUGCAGCGAUCAUCCACGUCAAUCGAGUCCACACUGCAAGAUUUACACUUGAAGGUAGAUCGAUUGUUGAAUGUGCAAAACUCGAUGAAAUCGACUAAGUUUGUAGGCAGCUCAAGCAAAUACGGCGUCAGCACGUCAUUCUCGCCAGGUUCAUCCUCUAUGGCGUCUUCAUCAUCGUCGAUGCUGCUCAAAAGUUUGGAAAAGGCCCUUGCCCAGCGCGACCAGCUCCAGGAAGCAAACAAUUGGCUCAAGGACGCAAAUAGCGAACUUGAGUCAAGUGUUGAGGAUCUGCAAAAUCGUCACGAAUCUCUUCAGGCGGAGAACCGAACGCUGUUGGACAAAUUACAAAACGGCAAUCGUUUGCAACAAGAAAAGUUUUGCUCGGAAAUGCGUAGUGUUCAGCAACAGCUUAGUCACACUCAAGAGCAAAUGUUGGUGUACCAGGAAGAAAAUUUUCAAAUGCGAGCGCAGCUUGCUGCAAAGGACGAGCAGCUUGCAAAGGAGAAGUCAAAGCUACAUGAAGAGACACAGAAACAGCUCGGGCAUCUCCAGCGACAGGUUGAAGACGAAGUUCGACAAGGCUCAAAGGAUGCAAAUGAAAGAAUAGCGGCUGAAAAGGCCGCACUGGAGGCACAAGUUGCCGAGUUACGUGCGCAGAAGAAGCAGUGGGAUGUUGAGCGUGAUAUGAUGAACGAUCGGUUGAGUCAAGCUCAGAGCCAGCAGCUUCAAUAUCAGGAUGACUCUGUAAAAUCCCAAGCUGCUCAAAACUCGCGCAUUCAGGAGCUAACAGCUCGAGUGCAUCAACUUGAGAGUGAAUCUCGAGGAUUGAAAGAGCAAGUUGAAGGGUAUUAUUCUGAAGCACAGCAUUUAGAGGAGCUGCUAGCGUCCAAGGAGCAAGAAAUGGUCCAGUUGCAGUCGACAAGACACGAAGAAGAGUAUGCGGCACUAAGUGAGCUGUUUAAGGAGUUUAUGAACGAUAUCUACUUCCACUUUCAAGAUGCUUUCGACGAAGAGACUGAGUUUACGGGGAAAGAAAUCGUGAUGGCCAUUCGAAAGAUUCUCAAACAAAACACGAUGGGUAUUCUCGCGAAACUGGAGGAAUUUUAUCAAGAACAAGCACAACAUCGGCAGUAG